ACCCCCGAGCAUCUGCCAUAACGCUGUAACCUGCCUGCAUGGGUGUCUUUUAUACAUAACGCUGUAAAAUAGUUUUGUGAAAUGAUGGUAGAAUAGCGAGUCAUAACGAGUGCAUAUCUUUAUUUCUUCACUAGUGAUAGCGAUGGAUUUGAUAUCAUUUUUUUUAUUCUAUUAAUCAGAGAAUGAUAAUGAAGUCGCUGAUGAUGAUGAAGUUAUCGUUGAUAGUGACACUGGUUGUGACAUCCAACGCGUCUGAAUCGCGUGAUAUGACAAGUUCAACUCUACCCACGCCCACCGGUCACCCUUAUUCGAUCACACCCAUACCAUCCUCCACGCCCAUACCCAAACCCAUAACCACGCCCACUCAUUCACCCACACCCGCUUCCACGCCCAUAUCUCCUCCUACGCCCAUACCCACACCCAUAACCACGCCCACCCAUACACCCACACCCGCUUCCACGCCCCUAUCUCCUCCUACGCCCACGCCCUUCACGAUAUCCGAAGUUUACAACGUCUCUUUGAUCUUCACUCGGAAAUACCUCGCCCACACGUCACUCCGACCGGCGAACAUGACUCUCAAACAACUUCAAGAACAUUUAAGAACAUUCUUCAAGCGCCUCGAUGUCAUGUCGCUCGCCACCGCCCUCGUCGGGAAGAAUGUGGGCGUGGUCACGACUGUAGAACACGCCCAUGCUCUGUACAAUCUUCUCGACUUGUUCAGCGCCCUCGCCCUGGUCAGGCGGGCGUACUUAGAGGAGGUGAUGUCACGCUUCCUGGACGAGGCGCAACGUCACCCCAGUAUUCCCGGACGUCAAAUGAACCCACUGGCUUUCCUCAUCCAGGGAUUUCGACGUCACAGGUUCAAGCUCGAGAGGGAGUUGGAAGCGUUUUAUAGGGAGAUGCUGGUACCAACCCCUGCCAACAUGUACUUCAUUGCCAACUUCCAACCCAAAGGACAGCCAUCUCUGGAAGCUGUCAUGAAAAAUCUGGAUGUUGAUUCGCCGUUUAUGGAAAUGAACAACAGCUGGUACAUUCUCCGCCCAGCUGACCAGCCUGCACUCCAGCUGGCGGUUAGACAAGAAAACCAUCUUUGGGUGCUCUGCCUUACUAAUUCGACAAGGGAGCCAGCUGGUGUUGUCGAGGAGGAGGCAACGAGAGAGCGAAUUAUCGAACCAUCUGCACGGUUAUUGGGUGAUUCACCUGUUCACCUGUCUGUUAAACCCCCUGGCCCAGGAGAGCACGAACCACCUGGCCGAUGGUUGGAUAAUUCGCCUGUUCACCCAUCUGCAAAAGCACCUGGGACAUCCCCUAGAUCACCUGGAUAUUACCGAAAUGAUGAGGCCGUUAGACGCGAGCCAUCUGUCGGCGAGAUAAAGCGACCAUCUGUCAUCGUUAAAUCUUCAAGAUCCUCCAGUUUCUCGUAA
Molecule: messenger RNA, 1424 nt
Organism: Penaeus chinensis
Lineage: Eukaryota; Metazoa; Arthropoda; Malacostraca; Decapoda; Penaeidae
Exons: 6
Coding region: 183-1424 (413 amino acids)
Source: RefSeq, a predicted model, not a curated record